This is a messenger RNA of Hordeum vulgare subsp. vulgare (domesticated barley), 1783 nucleotides long. Its product is annotated as ribosome biogenesis protein WDR12 homolog. The transcript is spliced from 14 exons. NCBI's taxonomy places the organism in Eukaryota, Viridiplantae, Streptophyta, Magnoliopsida, Poales, Poaceae. Bases 124 to 1431 code for a protein of 435 amino acids. Gene Ontology annotation, cellular component: preribosome, large subunit precursor. The record is from RefSeq and is a predicted model, not a curated record. Gene Ontology annotation, biological process: ribosome biogenesis. Gene Ontology annotation, molecular function: protein binding.
CCGCAAACUCCAAAACCCUAACCAAGCAAGCCCACCUUUCAAGUCCCAAAACCCUCCCCAGACCCUUCCCGCCGCCGCACCCGCAUCCCGUCCGCCGCUACCGCCGCUACCGCCGCCGCCACCAUGGACGCCGAGACGUCGCGCCAGGUGCGCGUGCGCUUCGUCACGAAGCUGCCGCCUCCGCUCCGCGCGCCGCCCACCGCCAUCGCGGUCCCCGCCGAGCUCUCCCGCAUGGGCCUCUCCGAGAUCGUCAACAGCCUCCUCCUCUCCGCCGAGCCGGACCACCAGGCGCAGCCCUUCGACUUCAUCGUGGAUGGCGAGCUCGUGCGGAUGCCGCUCCAUCAGUUCCUGCUCGCCAAGGGCAUCUCGGCGGAGCGGGUGCUUGAGCUCGAGUACAUAAAAGCGGUGGCGCCGAGGAAGCAGGAGCCACCGUUGCCGCACGAUGACUGGGUUAGCGCGGUUGAUGGGUCGAACCCAAGCUUCAUAUUAACAGGUUGCUACGAUGGUCUUGCAAGAGUAUGGAAAGAUGCCGCUGUAUGUACUCAAGUUUUGGAGGGACACAGUGGUGCAAUUACUUCUGCCAGCUUCAUCAAUAAAGGAGUUGAAACUGAUGGCAGUUUGCAUGUCGUGACUGGCUCAAAGGAUAGGUCAUUGCGCCUGUUCAAGUUUGAUACUUCAGUCACCAUGGGCUCCUCGAAGCGAAUUGGAGCUUACAAAGUUCUUCCUGGUCAUACAUCAUCUGUUCAAAGUAUUGCUGUUGACCCUUCCAGAAAUAUGAUAUGUUCUGCUUCCUGGGAUACCACUAUUAAGCUAUGGGCAAUCGAAGGAUCUGAAGAAGAUGGUGACACCGUUUCUGUGAAAAAGAGAAGGAUGAACUCUGAUGCAUCUGGACAUGAAGAGUCUCAGUUAGAGGGUUCUGCAUCUUCAACACUUCUGGGACAUACACAAUGUGUUUCUUCUGUUGCUUGGCCUGAGCAGCGAACAAUAUAUUCGGCAUCUUGGGAUCAUUCUGUUCGGCAGUGGGAUGCUCAAACAGGGAGAGAAACAUGGAAUAUGUUUUGUGGGAAGGCCUUGAAUUGCUUGGACUGUGGUGGCGAGGGCUCUUCACUGAUUGCUGGUGGUGGUUCUGACCCUGUAUUGAGGGUAUGGGAUCCCCGCAAACCUGGAACGACAGCUCCUAUUUUUCAGUUCUCUUCACACUCAAGCUGGAUCUCCGCCUGCAAAUGGCAUCCUAGUUCCUGGUUUCAUUUGAUAUCAUCCUCGUUUGAUGGGAAAGUGAUGUUGUGGGAUCUAAGAACAGCUUGGCCUCUGGCUUCUGUGGACUCCCACAACGAUAAGGUUUUAUGCACCGAUUGGUGGAAAGGGGACAGCGUGAUAAGUGGUGGAGCUGAUUCCAAGCUGUGCAUCUCAUCUGGUGUUGAGAUAGCGUGAUGAAGAUUCCCUCCCAUAUGUUGUUCUUGUGCUAUCAAGCUAACAGCUGUUCAAUCCAGAUUAUAUUGGUUGACAAGACAGCCCUAAAAACCAAACCAUGCCAAUUAUGGUUGGAAGCAUCCUAUCCCUAUUGUCAGAUCAAGAUGUCAAAUGAAGUUGUCGCAUCCAAUAUAUGCCAGUGCUUGCGCAUAAGUAGAUCCAUGUUAGGGGUCACCAGAUUUUUGCAAUCAAGUUUUGUUUUGUGCUCCUUUGUCGAAACUCUAAAAAGCCAACACAUUAUAACAAUGCUGUGAUUCAUAAUUCCGAGAUAAUUGUUUUAGCUUGUUAUAAACUCCAGGCUGAUUUUUCUUUU